UACAACUCCUAUAUAAAACCCUAAACUCACCCUCUUCUUCUGCAAAUCAUUUUUUUCCCCACUUUCUCUUUGUUUUUCUGAACCUCUGCCUUUCCAUGGCUGCCUCCGUUGACCCGCUUGUUGUUGGCCGUGUGAUCGGUGAUGUGGUGGACAUGUUUAUUCCAAGGGUCACUAUGUCUGUUUACUUUGGUCCUAAGCAUGUCACUAAUGGCUGUGAUAUAAAACCAUCCAUUGCCAUCAAUCCGCCCAAAAUCACCAUCUCCGGCCAUGCUGAUGAGCUCUACACUCUGGUUUUGACAGACCCUGAUGCUCCAAGUCCAAGUGAGCCGAGCAUGCGAGAAUGGGUUCACUGGAUCGUUGUUGAUAUUCCAGGAGGAACAAAUCCAUUCCGAGGAACUGAGAUUUUGCCCUAUAUCGGACCAAAGCCACCGGUAGGGAUUCACCGCUACAUUCUGGUACUGUUCCAGCAGAAGAAUCCGGUUGGGGCGGUGGAGCAGCCAGCUUCUCGAGCCAACUUCAACACUCGCUUAUUUUCUUCGCAGCUUGACCUUGGCCUGCCUGUUGCCACCGUCUACUUCAACUCUCAGAAGGAGCCGGCUAGCAAGAAACGCUGAAGCUUUUGGGGUUUGCAUUGCUUACAAAGAACUCGGGUUUCGAGUUUGUAGAAGAAGAAUAAUAAAGGAGUGAGUGAGAGAAUAUAGUAGUAGUAGUAGUAGUAGUAGUAGUAGUAGUAGUAGUAGUAUGUAUAAGUUUAAGGUUUGUGUUAUGUUAUAAAAUGUGAAGCAGUAGAGAGAACUGAGUGUUUCUUUCUUUCACCAUCGGAGAGCUGUGGUAUAGCAGGUGCUUGUAUGUUGUGGAGAAAGUUGCUUUUUGAAUAGUUCUUUUGCUUUUCAUCUGUCUUUUUAAACUCUUUAAUCUGAUGAAAAGCUACCUAGCUUGAAUUAUUCCAA
Molecule: messenger RNA, 950 nt
Organism: Ziziphus jujuba (common jujube)
Lineage: Eukaryota; Viridiplantae; Streptophyta; Magnoliopsida; Rosales; Rhamnaceae
Product: protein MOTHER of FT and TFL1
Exons: 4
Coding region: 96-614 (172 amino acids)
Biological process (GO): positive regulation of seed germination; response to abscisic acid
Source: RefSeq, a predicted model, not a curated record